CUGCCACAUUUGCUAGACAAAAGAAGUUUAAGGGCUACUCUUUUGAGCGGGCGAGGCGGAACAACAGCUGUCUCCCAUGUAGCCGCCCGGCCAGGCGUUGGCUCCUGCUGCAUGCAGAGUCCAGAAGCUACGCUGGGGAACGCUGGCUCCUCUGCGGAACCCUUCGGGGGGUUUCCUUUGCCCCAGGCAGUCCCGCAACACACAAACCCGCGCGGCUGGUUUACGCGACUGGGCGGUCAGGGUGAUUAAAACUCACAGCAUUGGCUCGUUAGUGGUGUGACUCGACCCCCCCCCUCCCCCAAUGCUCCGGUCCCUGGAGUUUUAAGCACGUGAGCAGACGCUGCCUGUUCUCCAAAGACCCCCGCAGCCUUUCAGGAGGGAGCCAGCGCGCCAACCUCUCCAGCCAGCUCCCUUGCCAGCCCGGAGAGCCCCCCGUUUCCUCCCGCGCACCCGGCGAGGAGCCUCCCUCCCCGCGCCACCUCCCAGCGGGGGGGCUCCGCGCCUAGCCACCACCAGCGCCGCACACAGGACGGUCCGGCAGCCCCGCCGCGGCGCUGGCCCGAGGAGGGAUGUGGCGAGGGCAAGAGGCGGUGGAAGGUCGGCAGCCGCCGGCGUAGAGCGGCGAGAAGAGCAGGCAGCCACCGGCAGGACUGGCCGGGCGAAGAGGGGAACCACAGACGCCCUGGGGACCGGCUGGGCUCCCCCCUACCCCGGCUCUGCGCCUGCCCCUGCGCCAUGUGACUGACCCGCUCCGUGCAGCCCAGGGCAGAACGUCGGACUCGGUCCCCAGGGCAUUGACUCGCCCGCCCGGGCUGACCAGCCCCCGUGGCCAGGCAGGGGGUGACCUGUGAUCGCUGGGGCUGCCCCCUUCCGCCCGGCUCCGAUGCGCUGAGAGCCGCCCGCCCGCAGCCCUGCUUCCAUGGGGCGGGGAGCACAGGCGGCGGCCGCUGAUGCUGUGAGGGCGGCGCCCUGCUUGGUGGGGGCACCAUGAAGUCCCUGCUCCUCAGCCGCUUCCUGCUGCUGCUGCCCUGGGGGCUCAUCGUCAUCCUCCUGCUGGACACAGACAGCAGCCGGGGGCCGCUCGUGACCCCCGCCCGGCCCCCGCAGCAGGCGGCUCCCAGGCGGCCGGCGCUGCCCCCCAUCUAUGCCAUCACCCCCACCUACAGCCGCCCGGUGCAGAAAGCCGAGCUCACCCGCCUGGCCAACACCUUCCGCCAGGUGGCGCGGCUGCACUGGGUCCUGGUGGAGGACGCGGCCCGGCGCAGCGAGCUGGUGAGUCGCUUCGUGGCACGGGCCGGCCUGCCCUGCACCCACCUGCACGUCCCCACCCCGCGCAGGUACAAGCGGCCCGGCCUGCCCCGCGCCACCGAGCAGCGCAACGCCGGCCUGGCCUGGCUCCGGCAGCGACACCAGCACCUGCCGCCGCCGCAGCCCGGGGUGCUCUUCUUCGCCGACGACGACAACACCUACAGCCUGGAGCUCUUCGAGGAGAUGCGUACAACCCGCAAAGUAUCUGUGUGGCCUGUGGGGCUAGUGGGAGGUCGACGGUAUGAGCGCCCUGUAGUGGAAAAUGGCAAAGUUGUUGGCUGGUAUACUGGCUGGAGAGCAGACCGUCCAUUUGCCAUUGAUAUGGCAGGAUUUGCUGUGAGCCUUCAGGUGAUUCUGUCAAACCCUAAAGCUGUAUUCAAACGCCGUGGGUCUCAACCAGGAAUGCAAGAAUCUGAUUUUCUGAAACAGAUAACAACCGUGGAGGAGCUGGAACCAAAAGCAAACAAUUGCACAAAGGUUCUUGUAUGGCACACUCGAACAGAAAAGGUAAAUCUAGGUAAUGAGCCAAAAUACCACCUAGACACAGUUAAAAUUGAGGUAUGAUCUAGAGAUAUAACUGUGGGGGACAUACUGUAGGAAAUGGAUGUGGCUGAAGAUGCCUGAAACUUCAAUUAAGAAUUCAAGCAGUGUACAAUCUACCACUCUGCAACAUCCUGUACUCGUCAUCUGAUGGACUUCUGUACAAACAAAAAUUUGUCAGAUAAGCAAAUCUGAUAUCUUAAGAGACAUAACAUCUUUUGUCUUGUUUUGCAUGCAUUUCUCAGCUCAGUAUCAUCGAACUCAAAUAUAAGCAUUUGUUUUAAGAGUUUCCACAUAGUAAUACCAAUCAAGAGUGAAAGAACUGAAGUGCAACAUUUUCAGAAACAUUAUUUAUCCAACUUAAUUGAUGGAAUUAUUAUAAACUGGUGUAAGAUUGCAAAAUGUUGGUCACCAAAAAUAUUUGUUCAAAGCACUUUCCAGAUUAAAUGUGUUUUUCUUGUAUUACACAACAACUUUCUUGAAGUCACAGUGACAAGGUAGAUCAUACAGCAUGAAAUAAAAACCACACAAUGGUU
Messenger RNA from Chrysemys picta bellii (western painted turtle), 2384 nucleotides. RefSeq names its product beta-1,3-glucuronyltransferase 2 (gene B3GAT2). Lineage: Eukaryota; Metazoa; Chordata; Testudines; Emydidae. The record is from RefSeq and is a predicted model, not a curated record. Gene Ontology annotation, cellular component: Golgi membrane. Gene Ontology annotation, molecular function: galactosylgalactosylxylosylprotein 3-beta-glucuronosyltransferase activity. Gene Ontology annotation, biological process: carbohydrate metabolic process; chondroitin sulfate proteoglycan biosynthetic process.